GCGCAAACUUUUCCUGGGCCCGCGGGGAGGCAGGUGCGGUCACGUGGGCGGGGCGGCCGCGCGGACCCCGCCCCUGCGCCCUAGUCCGGCCGCGUCGGCGGGAGCGGGCGGAGCUGAGCCGGGCGCGCGGCGCGGAGCGGGGCGCGGAGUGGCCGGAGCGCCGGGUGCGCCAUGCCCACCAACUUCACCGUGGUGCCCGUGGAGGCGCGGGCGGACGGCGGCCAGGAUGAGGCGGCCGAGCAGACCGAGGCGCCGGGCCCCCCCGAGGGCGCCGAGCCCGACUGCUCCAACCCGGGAGAUGGUGGCCCCAGGGAGGACAGCCCGUUCAUCGGCGGCGCGGAGGCGGACGGAGGGAGCGUGUUGGAAGGAAGAAGCAUGGCUCUCUUUGAGGAGGAAAUGGACAGCAACCCCAUGGUGUCCUCGCUGCUCAACAAGCUGGCCAAUUACACCAACCUGAGCCAGGGCGUCGUGGAGCACGAGGAGGACGAGGACAGCCGGAGGCGGGAAGUCAAGAACCCCCGCAUGGGCACCUUCAUCGGCGUCUACCUGCCCUGCCUGCAGAACAUCCUGGGCGUGAUCCUCUUCCUGCGCCUGACGUGGAUCGUGGGGGCGGCCGGCGUCCUGGAGUCCUUCCUCAUCGUGUCCAUGUGCUGCACCUGCACCAUGCUGACCGCCAUCUCCAUGAGCGCCAUCGCCACCAACGGCGUGGUCCCAGCUGGCGGCUCCUAUUACAUGAUAUCGCGGUCCCUGGGGCCCGAGUUCGGAGGGGCUGUGGGUCUCUGCUUCUACCUGGGCACCACCUUUGCGGGGUCCAUGUACAUUCUGGGGACCAUUGAGAUUUUUUUGGUGACGUUGGGGCCUUCUGAGUCGGGCUCGAGUGGCGUGGAUGGCUGUGGAACCGCGAGGCCAGUGGGCCUGAGCUCAGGGGCACGGCCCUGCCACGCGGACCUUGGGGUCCCCGAACCGGAAACUGAAGUGACCUACAUCUCGCCCAGCGCGGCCAUCGUCCAGGCCGAGGCCGCGGGUGGCGAGGCCGCGGCCAUGCUGCACAACAUGCGCGUGUACGGGACGGGCACGCUGCUGCUCAUGGCCCUGGUGGUCUUCGUGGGCGUCAAGUACGUCAACAAGCUGGCGCUGGUCUUCCUGGCCUGCGUCGUCCUGUCCAUCCUCGCCAUCUACGCCGGCGUCGUCAAGACGGCCUUCCACCCGCCCGACGUCCCGGUCUGUCUGCUGGGGAACCGCACGCUGUCCCGACGCGGCUUCGAUGUCUGCGCCAAAGUCCACGCCGCCAGCAAUGGCUCGACCCCCACUGCCCUCUGGGGCCUCUUCUGCAACAGCUCCGCAGCCAGCUCCUCCUGUGACCCGUAUUUUGUGCAGAACAACGUCACGGAGGUCCAGGGCAUUCCCGGCGUGGCCAGCGGCGUCCUCCUGGAUAACCUGUGGAGUGCCUACGCGGACAAGGGGGCGUUCGUGGAGAAGAAGGGCGUGGCCUCGGUGCCCGCACCGGACGAGAGCGGAGCCGGCGGGCUGCCCUACGUGCUCGCCGACAUCAUGACCUACUUCACCAUGCUGGUUGGCAUCUACUUUCCCUCCGUGACCGGCAUCAUGGCAGGCUCGAACCGGUCCGGGGACCUCAGGGACGCCCAGAAGUCCAUCCCCACGGGCACCAUCCUGGCCAUCGCGACCACGUCUUUCAUCUACCUCUCCUGCAUCGUGCUUUUCGGGGCCUGCAUCGAGGGUGUGGUCUUACGAGAUAAGUUUGGGGAGGCCCUGCAGGGGAACCUUGUCAUCGGCAUGCUGGCCUGGCCGUCCCCCUGGGUCAUUGUCAUCGGCUCCUUCUUCUCCACCUGCGGGGCCGGCCUGCAGAGCCUGACGGGGGCCCCGCGCCUGCUGCAGGCCAUCGCGCGGGACGGCAUCAUUCCCUUCCUCCAGGUGUUCGGCCACGGGAAGGCCAACGGGGAGCCCACCUGGGCCCUGCUGCUCACGGCCCUCAUCUGCGAGACCGGCAUCCUCAUCGCCUCCCUGGACAGCGUGGCCCCCAUCCUCUCCAUGUUUUUCCUCAUGUGCUACAUGUUCGUGAACCUGGCCUGUGCUCUGCAGACCCUGCUGCGCACGCCCAACUGGCGCCCUCGCUUCAAGUAUUACCACUGGACCCUCUCCUUCUUGGGCAUGAGCCUGUGCUUCGCCCUGAUGUUCGUGUGCUCCUGGUACUACGCCCUCUUCGCCAUGCUCGUGGCCGGCUGCAUCUACAAGUACAUCGAGUACCGCGGGGCCGAGAAGGAGUGGGGCGACGGCAUCCGGGGGCUGUCGCUGAACGCCGCCCACUACGCCCUGCUGCGCGUGGAGCAUGGCACCCCCCACACCAAGAACUGGAGGCCGCAGGUGCUGGUGUUGCUGAACCUGGACGCCGAGUGGCGCGCGAAGCACCCCCGCCUGCUGUCGCUCACCUCGCAGCUCAAGGCCGGCAAGGGCCUGACCAUCGUGGGCUCCGUGCUGGAGGGGACCUUCCUGGACCAACACGCAGAGGCCCAGCAGGCCGAGGAGAACAUCCGGGCCCUGAUGGCGGCCGAGAAGACCAAGGGCUUCUGCCAGCUGGUGGUGUCCCCCAGCCUGCGCGACGGCGUGUCCCACCUGAUCCAGUCGGCCGGCCUGGGGGCCAUGCGGCACAACACGGUGCUCAUGGCCUGGCCCGCAGCCUGGAAGCAGGGGGACAACCCCUUCUCCUGGAAGAACUUUGUUGACACCGUGCGCGACACCACGGCGGCGCAUCAGGCCCUGCUGGUGGCCAAGAACGUGGAUCUGUUUCCGCAAAACCAGGAGCGCUUCAGCGACGGGCACAUCGACGUGUGGUGGAUCGUGCACGACGGGGGGCUGCUCAUGCUGCUGCCCUUCCUGCUGCGGCAGCACAAGGUGUGGAGGCGCUGCCGCAUGCGCAUCUUCACGGUGGCCCAGGUGGACGACAACAGCAUCCAGAUGAAGAAGGACCUGCAGACGUUUCUGUACCACCUCCGGAUCAGCGCCGAGGUGGAGGUGGUGGAGAUGGUUGAAAACGACAUCUCCGCGUUCACCUACGAGAAGACGCUGAUGAUGGAGCAGAGGUCCCAGAUGCUGAAGCAGAUGCAGCUGUCCCGGACAGAGCGCGAGAGGGAGGCUCAGCUGAUCCACGACAGGAACACAGCGUCCCACUCCGCGGGGGCCGCCAGGACCCAGGCCCCGCCCACGCCAGACAAGGUGCAGAUGACCUGGACUAAGGAGAAGCUGGUCGCCGAGAAGCAUCGAAGCAAGGACGCCAGCGUGUCCGGGUUCAAGGACCUCUUCAGCCUGAAGCCACAGUGGGGACACCUGAACCAGUCCAACGUGAGGAGGAUGCACACGGCCGUCAAGCUCAACGGCGUCAUCCUCGACAAGUCCCAGGACGCCCAGCUGGUCCUGCUGAACAUGCCCGGGCCCCCCAGAAACCGCCAGGGGGACGAGAACUACAUGGAGUUCCUGGAGGUCCUGACCGAGGGGCUGAACAGGGUCCUCCUGGUCAGAGGCAGCGGCCGCGAGGUGGUCACCAUCUACUCCUAGCGCUCAGCCGCUCCAGGCCACGCCCGGCACGGGGACGGAGCUGCGCACACCCUGACCCGUGCGUGGCGGCGUGUCGAAGUUUCUAGAAUACUGCCUGGGGCUCCCCUGUCCAGGCCGUGAGCUGCGAGCCCGAGGAGGGCGUGGCCCCAGCCGCGACCUGGGCCCCGGCCCUCCUGGAGGCAGAGCAGAACGGGACGCCCUUGGAUUCUGGACUCGUCUUUCCGGCUGGACCCUCCGUUGUGCAGUUACACUCACUCAGACACCCCCCUGUCCCCGCGGCCCCUCUCUGGCCGAGGGCUCGCUGCAGGCCCUGCCCUGUCCACGCCGGGUGUCUGAGAUGAAGACAGGAGCCGUCCACACGGCACCAGCUCCAGCCUGGGGUGGUGUCUGCCCUCGGGUGCCUCCCGCUGGGCUUCGUGCUCCAGGAGUGGCGGGCGACAGCGGGAAGGCCUUCAGGACAGGGCCUGCCACACAGCUCAGUCUCACAUGCACCUGUUCCCGCGACCUUCAUGCUCAGAAAAGUGGGUGAGGCCGUAGCCGUGGGAGGCCCUGCAGUGGCCACGACGCCCGCUGGUCAGCAGGGCCUCUGUGUCGCCUCCCGCCAGCACUGGCGGCUGGUCUCAGCCACAUUCAGGGCACCGGCAGGUGGUCUUGGCCAUGUUCGGGGCACUGGUGGCUGAUCCCGGCCACACUGAGGGCACUGAGAUGAUACCUUCUGAGGAUCCUGCACUUGGCAUACCUGGCACACUUGGCACGUCUGCCGCGUGUCAUUGCAGUACCUUGUGCCUCACUUUCUGUUUGGCUUAUUUAUUUAUUUAAGCAUCUGGGGGGGGGUGUUCAGUGAUGGAAGUUGUCCCUGAGGAGAUUGCUUCCGUGAAAGAGACCCCAAACAGCUGGCCCCGACAUCUCUGGCUUCCAUGGGCUCCUCAGAGAAUCAGCCUGGCACAUGCGUCUGGGGUUGGGCAGGAGCCAUGGGGCUGGGUCACCAUCAGGGUGGCCGCAGCCAGUGUGCCAAACGCCGGGCUCAGGGGUGUGUGGGGGUUUCAGUUCAGCACUGAGUUUGGCAGCGGAUCCACCUCGCUCUCACUGGGUGCCCCUCCCGGAUCUGGGCGGGGCCGCCCAGCCCGGGUCCCUGUGCAGCGGCUGGCAAGCAGCCUGUGGGGACCAGGAUCAUCUGCCACAUCCUGUGACCCCAGCUCGCCGCCCACCUCCUGCCGCGUCUGCACCCUUCCACGCGUCACCCGUGUAAUCGCAGCGGCAGCCGUUUGCUGUUGCCUUCACGUUUUCCUUUUAUAGGGUGUUUGUAUAAUUUUGUCAGUAGGAAAAUAAAAUUAUGUAGAGCCCGAGUA
Messenger RNA from Sus scrofa (pig), 4919 nucleotides. NCBI's taxonomy places the organism in Eukaryota, Metazoa, Chordata, Mammalia, Artiodactyla, Suidae. The record is from RefSeq and is a predicted model, not a curated record.